Messenger RNA from Bombyx mandarina (wild silkworm), 1432 nucleotides. RefSeq names its product SPRY domain-containing SOCS box protein 3. NCBI's taxonomy places the organism in Eukaryota, Metazoa, Arthropoda, Insecta, Lepidoptera, Bombycidae. Gene Ontology annotation, cellular component: SCF ubiquitin ligase complex. Gene Ontology annotation, molecular function: protein binding. Gene Ontology annotation, biological process: proteasome-mediated ubiquitin-dependent protein catabolic process. The record is from RefSeq and is a predicted model, not a curated record.
UAACAAUAUGGUGCAGUCUCAGCAGUCUGAUCGUGAUUAUCGACAGUAGUUCACUUGCACGCAAUUGUGUUGGUAUCAGUUUAUCCACGUUAGUCGAUAAAAGCAGUGAUUCUCUUUAAAAGUUCCAUUGAAAUAAUUGUUGGUGUUAUUACAAAAUUUGGGUUUUGAGUUGUGCGUUUUGGCGACAUAUCUAAUGUUGCAGAGAUGUAUGCGACAAUGGAAUCUAAUAAUCGCAAGCAAGUCAAUAGUAAAUAUCAAGCUAGGCCGUAUUGCCCAUGCUGGUCCAAAAGGUCUGGCCCAGUACCUUGGAAGAACCUAAACCUUUGCACAUGUGGUGAAGAACAGAACUUAAAAGAAUGGAGUUGGGAGAGGCCUCCGUACGUCGGUUCCAGCUGGCUCGUCCUCACGAAUGACCUCAAGCAGGUCACUUUUCAUCCAUUCUAUAGUUCGGGUACUGCAGUGGUCCGGGGAAACUGCCCAAUGAUUCAUAACUACCAUUAUUAUUGGGAAAUUAAAAUGUUAACUGAUACAUAUGGUACUGAUAUUCUCAUAGGCGUCGGCUCGAACAAAGUGAACAUAAGCGAUCCUCAGUUCACGUUCACGUCUCUAAUAGGACAGGACGAGGAAUCGUACGGACUCUCCUACACGGGCGCCGUGCGUCACAACUCUAAAGUCACCAGAGACUCAGUCGGCUUCUGUCGCGGCACCAUCAUCGGAGUCCGGGUCGACUUGUGGAAUGGAACGUUGGAGUUUUACGUCAACCGUGAGCCGCAAGGUAUAGCGUUCUACAAUCUCCGUCGUCACCAAGUCCUGUUCCCGAUGAUCAGCUCGACCGCGGCCCAGUCGAGCAUGAAGCUGAUCUACGCGGCGUCGUGGCAGGCCUCGCUGCUCGUCGACUCGGCCAAGAUCCUGGCCGCCUCCAUCAAGAACAGGAGCCUCAUGCGCCCGAAACUGCCGCCUGGUCUCUGGCAGACCCUGAGGAGACAAUUCUGGCUGACCCUGCCUACUGAAGGUUGUUUCGUUGAUGACACCGAUGUUGAUAUAGAACUGGAAGCAGCAAAGGCGAUGCCCCUAUCAUCCGGCAUGAAGAGAAAGCACUGGCUGAAGCCGAGCUCAACCUGCCUGUUCCUUCAGAAGAACACAGACAGCAGAUGAUGUGCCUAGGUUUCGGGGCAGGCUUGUUGAGACUGAUACGAAUUAAUCGCAUUUAUUUAACAAUCACAAACAAGAACGCGCUGUGCCAUGUAUAUAUUUCACAUGUAACUGAUUAAAAUGUCAAGAAAUACUCAACUACCCUCGCUCUUUUUUUUUUAAAUUUUAUUAAGUUUACCAAAUUUUUUGUUACGGUUAAAUCCGAACGAGUAUUGAAUUAAAUAAAUAAAUAAAUAUUUACUAACAAUCACGCCACGUUAACUGGUCCCGUGAUAAGUUC